Messenger RNA from Debaryomyces tyrocola, 150 nucleotides. The record is from the annotation of a GenBank genome assembly. NCBI's taxonomy places the organism in Eukaryota, Fungi, Ascomycota, Pichiomycetes, Serinales, Debaryomycetaceae.
AUGACUUCGUGGCCAAGUUGGCUAAGGCGUGAGACUGUUAAUCUCAAGAUCGUGAGUUCGACCCUCACCGAGGUCGUAAUUUUUUUUUUUCUAUCCAGUAUGGUCCCCAAAACCUUUAUACCUACAAGAUACUACGAAGAUAUUAUGUAA